UUGAAGGUUAUUUGUAUCGUAUUGGUUACUUCCGGUCUCAAGUCCCAGCGAAGUUUGGUGACGCAAAUCGAGACCGCUGGAAAGUGGACUGCAAAAAUGUUCGAGACAAGUUACAGAGACUGUCAGGCAUGGAGAGCUGAAGGUCUUACACUGUCCACCAGCAGCAACGAGGCUUGUAAACUGUAUGAUGCCAUACUAACGCAGUAUGUGAAAUGGAGGAAUGAUGAAACCCUGGGAGGCAUCGAAGGGUGUAUCUCUGCCAUCCAGGCAGCCGACCCAAACUUUGUCAUGGGUCAUGUGAUCGGUACGGGGCUGGAGUUGGUGGCAACGACAAGCAGCACCCGGCUUAACGAGCGCCUGGCCGGCGCCGUGAGGCGAAUGGUGGCGCUCGCCAACAGCCAGGACAUCUCCCCUCGAGAGAAGCUCCAUGUCAGAGCCAUGGAGCUGUUCUCACAUGGGAAUUUUCCUAAAGCCUGCGAAGCGUGGGAGGAUAUUUUGGUCGAUCAUCCGACCGAUUUGUUGGCCCUGAAGUUUGCCCACGACGCAUACUUCUACAUGGGGGCCCAGACCCCGAUGAGGGACUCGGUGGCCAGGGUGCUUCCCCACUGGAAACCUCACACGCCGUUGUUCAGCUAUCUGAAAGGGCUCUAUUCCUUCGGCCUCCUUGAGACUCGCUUUUAUGACCAGGCUUUGAAAGUGGCAAUGGAGGGCCUGUCUCUGACUCCAGAUGAUGCUUGGUCUGUCCAUUCUGUGGCCCAUGUUUAUGAGAUGAAGGCAGAGGUGGACAACGGAUUGAAGUUCAUGGAGAGUAGAGAGAAAGACUGGCAGGUUUCCGAUGUCCUGGCUAGCCACAACUACUGGCAUUGGGCUCUAUAUUUCAUAGAGAAGGGGCAGCAUGAAGCAGCUCUGCAAAUAUAUGACGCCCAGGUAUUCAAACGCUGUAAAGCCACAGGGUCCAUGUUGGACACCGUGGACGCCAGCUCGCUGCUCUGCAGAUUGGAAAUGGAAGGCGUGUGCGUGAAGGACCGCUGGCGAGAGCUGCUCCAGAAAACCCAACCUCACACCGACGACCACGUGACUCUGUUUAACGACCUCCACUUCCUCCUGGCCUCCUUGGGAGCCGAAAAGACCACGACCACUCAACGUCUGCUGGAGGGCCUCCGGGAAUUGGCCAAAGAACCCGGUGUCAACCAGCAACAUCGGCUGGCCGAGGCUGUGGGCAUACCGAUGUGUCAGGCCGUGGUGGAGUUCUACCAGGGCAACUACAGCCAAACGGUGGACCUGCUGUACCCGUUGCGGUACCGCAUGGUAGAAAUAGGUGGCAGUGACGCACAGAGAGAUCUGUUCAAUCAACUGCUUAUUCAUGCAGCCAUAAAAUCGGAGAACAAGCAUCACCAGAAGCUGGGGAGAUGUCUGCUGGUGGAGCGUGAUGCCGUGAGACCUAACUCCCCUCUAACCCAGCGCCUGAUGCAAAAAGCUCUGGCUCUUCACGACUAGCGGGAUGGCAAGGUGUACAAGCAGCUCCCGUGUGAAAAGAUCAAAGCACAUUGUAAUCUGAUGUUCUGUACUUUGGUUUCACACUGUUUUCUGGACCGUGAAAACCAUUCAUGCUGCUCACUUUUCGUAGCUUGGUGGCCUAUUAAUUAUGAAGUCAUGACAUAUUCAGUGUGUGUUCAUACAAAAAUAUACUUACUGACUAUUGUGAAAAUACAUAAUUUAGAAUAUAAUUUGCAAACUAAUCUUGUGAACCUGUUCAGUAUCCUCUUAUCGGUUGGUUAUUUUGUUUUUUUUCACACUUUUUUCAGGAUCCACAUUUCACAGAUUCCUUUUCAGUUUUUUUCAGUAAAUCCCAUAACCCCUAUCACUGAAGCUUUUUAUAACUUUGUAAAUGUUGCUAAAUUAAAAUGUAAAUGAGGCAUAUUUCUAUCAAAUGAUUUUGGGGUUUAUAAACUGGGUUGCAUGGCAGUCUCAGAAAGGGGCUAUGGUUAUGUAUGAUUGGAAUUACUUUACAGUGUGUGUGUGUGUGUAUGGGGGGGGGGUUGUCGCAGACUGGUAAUUAAAUCCUGAAUAAGAGACUGAAUUAGUUGAUUUUUUUUCUUUUUUUUAAUCUUAGGAGUAUUGUAUUGAUUAAAUUCUGAGGUCAUUAGCCGUUUAUUGUCAGUUUGAUCCACACAAAACAUGAGGGUCGAGCAAUAGGGUUCCUGUUUUAAUCCAAGAGCAAGUAGAUAAUGCUUAUCCUGUUUUAUUUUUCAUUCAUAUGUGUGUGUGUGUGAGUUUACAUAUGCAUGCAUAUUAUUUC
This is a messenger RNA of Menidia menidia (Atlantic silverside), 2299 nucleotides long. The record is from the annotation of a GenBank genome assembly. NCBI's taxonomy places the organism in Eukaryota, Metazoa, Chordata, Actinopteri, Atheriniformes, Atherinopsidae.